AUGAACGACUCCCAGCAAUCCACAUUGAGACUUGAGGAGUUAACACAAAUAGCACGUUAUCUUGCCAUCGCAGCGGUCAAGGCAAGACGUACAUGUGUUCCAACAAGCGCCCCUAACCAGGAUAUUUCAUUCUCUGAGGAGGAUCCUGCAUAUCAGGCCUGGUUUCGUUACUUUAUGCAGUUGCAACUGCAAGACUCCCAAAUACGCUCCGAGUUGGUUCAGCGCACAAACACAGUGAAUGCUAUUGCUGGCUAUCCAACCGGUACAUCAUACGUCAACCAACCAACCGUUGAACGUCCAGUGGCGCCCGCAGGUGUGUUCAUUUGA
Messenger RNA from Echinostoma caproni, 327 nucleotides. The record is from the annotation of a GenBank genome assembly. NCBI's taxonomy places the organism in Eukaryota, Metazoa, Platyhelminthes, Trematoda, Plagiorchiida, Echinostomatidae.